AUGGCCUCACACAAGAUCUGCACUCGCUUCCUCACUCAAGCACGGUCAAGACCCACCCUUGCAAGACGUCACCAGUCGACCUUCAGCUUCUUCUCACGCAGCCAGGACUCUAUCCCUUCGCCCCUCUUGACCGAUGCAUCCACAUCCAAGGCAGCAGCCGACAAGGACUCUGAUGCCAAAAUUCUCGCCUCUCAGUUCCCACAAUAUCCUCAUGCCCUCAAGACAUCCCCCUCUUACGCCAACGCCGCCCCACUUUUGACCGCCAUUCAGGGCAAGGACCAGGAUACCGCAUGGAUGGUCUACUCUGUGUUAAGCCGCGCCGGCCAGCUGUCGUCUCUUCUUCCCAUUCACCACACACUCCUUCUCCAGAGCAUUCGGCCCGAAACCCCUAUCAGAUUCACGAGGCGCGAGGCGGCCACAUUGAUAGAGCGAUUCGAGCAAGUUUGGGCGGGGAUGUUGCAUUGUCAUAUUCAGCCCAACAUGAACGACUACACAGCCCGUCUGGAACUCUUUGUUGGUACCAGACAGUACCACUUGGUCGACUCGACAUGGACAGAGAUGCGGGAAAAGGCGGUUCAUGGCACCAAUGCGGUUGCUGCUGCCGGCUCGAGCUCGGGCAACGGACCUGUGAUCCAGCCAACACUACACACCUACAACUUGAUCAUGCAGUCGUGCGUUCCCAGGAAGAACAUUGGACUGGCAAUGGAGACGAUCAAUGACAUGAGGAGGGCAGGUGUCAAACCCGACACCAUGACCUGGGACUUUAUCCUCCAGAUCCAUACCGCCAUGAAGAACUGGCAGGCUGUCGAGUCGACUUUCCGCACCAACUUUAUCGCAACAUCGAUGGGCGCUUCAGGAUCUCAACACAACCAGAACAGCUUUUCGGAAGAGUCGAUGGUCAUUCCUCUCGGUCAACGCGCCAAGUCUUUGCAUGGAGGAGCGCUCACACCAAAGUCCAACAAGUCUACCAAGGUCGGCCACAAGGAGAAGCUCGUCCCAUCACUCCAGAAUAUCCACACCCUCUUUUCGUACUACGCCUAUACCCAGGAUCUGGAGGACCUUCGGGCCAUGUUUGACAGCCACGUGCGACUCUUUGGUCUCGUCCCCACCACACGAACAUACAACGAGAUGAUCAAGUUUGCCUUCCUUGCCAGGCGCGAUGGCGAUGCUAUGGAUCUCUUUAGAGAGCUGGUGCAGAUCGGACAGAAUUUGGAGAGGGUCAAGAGCAGUAAUAGCAACGGACAAGUGCAGGAGAGCGUCGAGUUGAGUGGAGAGUCUGCACAUACAGCAACACCCACAGCAGCAGGACAAGUCUGCGGACCAGACUUUGACACGUUCAAGAUCCUGAUCAACAACGAGUUUAUUGCUUCGAGGAACCGGUGGGGUCGUGCAGUCAAGUGGAUCAAGAUUAUGCAGGAGGGCUACAACAUCGAGCCAAGCGAUCCCAUGUUCAAGAGAACUUUGGCGGCGAUGAAGCGGAGACGAGUGGGUGAGGCGGAGAUCCAGGCUCUCCAGGAGAAUUGGGAUCUCGUCCGUGCUCGUCGCAGUGACCGUGCAUCACAGAGUGCUCGUAGCCAGGUCGAGGAAGACGAAGAGUUGGCAGUGUCGAGCCAUUAA
Molecule: messenger RNA, 1617 nt
Organism: Linnemannia hyalina
Lineage: Eukaryota; Fungi; Mortierellomycota; Mortierellomycetes; Mortierellales; Mortierellaceae
Source: the annotation of a GenBank genome assembly